AAGAAUUGCAGAACACACAAUUGUUCAGUGAAGACAGAAGUACAGUUCUAAGAAAAAUGGAUAUUCAGGAUCCUCAGACAAUUGGUGUUAUGGUCUUUGGGGGAUUUAUGGUUAUUUCGGCUAUUGGAAUUUUCUUAGUUUCAACAUUUUCAAUGAAAGAAACCUCUUAUGAGGAAGCCUUGGCUAAGCAGAGAAAGCAGUUGGAAAGGGUCCAUUUGCAGAGAAGUGAGAAGAAAAAGAAAGAGAAGCUCACUGAAAAGAAAGGAAAGGCCAAGAAAAGGGAAGAGAAGCUGAAUGGAAAAAUCCCAGAACGGGAAUCGUCUUUUGACCUGCCUGAGUUUGUUGAAGAAGAGGAAGAACUAGAUGUCCUUGAAGAACCAGCAGUACCAGAGCGUCCUUUUGUAGCUGUUGCAACUCCACCCUCUUCAGAAAAGCCAGUUUCUUUUCCUAAAGAUAAGCUUUCAUUAGCUGCAGAAAAGCCAGUUUCACUUCCCAAAGAUAGGAUUUCAUCCACUACAGAAAAGCCGGUUCCCUCUCCCAAAGAUAGGCUUUCACCUGCCUCCGAUAAGCUGGUUCCAGCUUCCAAAGACAAGGCUUCACUAGCUCAGGAAAAGCUUGUUCCAGCUCCCAAAGAUAAAACUCCACCCACCGUAGACAAGACUGUUCCUUCUCCCAAAGAUAAGAGGAAGAAAGAAAAGAAAGUUGCAAAAGUUGAGCCUGCACCAAGCCCUAUUGUCACUGUUGCAAGUCAGGCACCUGUUACUAAAUCCGCACCUGCUGUGGAGCUGCUUGCAAAGGAAGUACCUGUGAUUGCUGUUCCACCAGUUGGAGUACAGCAAAGCACAGCAGUACCAACAUCUGCCCCCAUUAAAAAGGUGGAAAGCGUGAUGCCUGUGGAGGAGUCCAAACCAGAUGUUCUUGCAAAGAAGAAAACUGCACCCAAGAAGAAGACUGAACCAAAUUCUGCUGACAGUACCGAUGGACCACUGUAUCUUCCAUACAAGACUCUUCUGCAAACAGUAAACAGUAUGACUUUCAGCGAGGGAGAAGCCCAACGACUAAUCGAGAUGUUGAUGGACAAGGCUGGCAUUGUUCAGGAUACCUGGCACAUGGCUACACAGAAAGGUGACCCAGUUGCAGCCUUAAAACGCCAACUAGAAGAAAAGGAAAGACAGCUCAGCACAGAGCAGGAGGAUGCUGUUGCUGCCAGAACUAAGCUCCGUGAAGUAACAAAGGAGCUUGUUGCUGAGAAGGCCAAGGUGUUCACUGUAGAGGCAAACAUGAAUGAUAAGUUGGUGGCCCGAGACAAGGAGCUUGCUGCCGUCCAGACUCGCAUGCAGGCCAGCUAUGAAGAUCACGUCAAUGAAACACAGCAACUGCAAGCCAAGAUCCAGACACUGAAAGACCAACUAGAGAAUGGCCCUAAUGCUCAAAUUGCUCGUUUGCAGCAGGAGAACUCCAUUUUGAGGGAUGCUUUAAACCAGGCUACAAGCCAGAUGGAAAGCAGGCAAAAUGCUGAGAUGGCUAAACUGCGUCAAGAUUGUAGCAGACUUACUAAAGAACUGAAUGAGAAAUCUGAAUUGCAGCAGCAAGACGAAGAACAGAAAAGGAUUCUUGAGGAAAAAGUUGCUGCUUACGAAACGCAGAUCAGCCAGCUUCAGACUUUGCAAAAUGAAACUGAGGAAACCUUGCAGAGACGCUUGGAUGAGGUCAGUGAAGAGCUGCGGAAAUCACAAAGCACCUAUACAAAUCUGCUAUCUGGCAUGGAAAAAGCUAAAGCAGAGCAGCAAGAUUUCAAUGACCUCCAGAUAAAAUUGGCAUCCUUUGAAGCAGAGGCCAAGAGCAAGACAGAGGAGCUAGACAAGCUGAAUGUUAAAUUCUCAGAAGUUCACUCGGAGAAAACGCAGCUCGAAGAAAGACUCCAAUCAAUUGAAACACUUAUGGAGUCAUGUCAGAGUAAGGAGUCAGACAGCAAUCUACAUGCAGAAAAAGAAGCAGAAAUUGAACAGCUACAAAGCAGUCUUCAGGAAAAAGACAGUCUAGUGUCAUCAUUAGAACAGCAAAUCUUGCAACUCAAAGAAACAAUUGAGCAACAGAAAGUUAAAAAUAAUGAUGAAGCAGAACAGAAAUACAGUGCACUUGAGAAACAAACAAGAGAGACACUACAGGCAGCAUUCCCUCAGAUUGAUGUCGCUUCACAACAGGUGUACAGCGAAUGGAUACAUGAGUUUAAAGAUAAAGCUGUAGAGGCCCUCAAGCAACAGCAAACAACCACAGUAGAGUCUCCAGAACUGGCACUUAAACUGAGAGAAGCAGAGGCUGCUAAAAGUACGCUACAGCUGACACUGACAGAAGCAGAGGAGACCAAGAAAACACUACAGAUAAAGUUAUCAGAAGCAGAGACAAUUCAGAGCACACUGCAGCAAAAACUGACAGAAGCAGAAGCAGUUCAGAGCACACUGCAACAAAAAUUAACAGAGACAGGUCAGGACACACUGCAACUGAAAUUAACAGAAUCAGAGAAGGCUCACAGCAUACUACAGCUAAAAAUGACAGAAGCAGAGAAAGCUGAGAGCAUAUUGCAACAGGAGUUAGUGGCAGCAGCGAAAGCACAGAGCAGGCUAGAGUCUGAACUGGCAGAGGCCGAAAAAGUUCAGAGCACACUACAGCUUAGACUAAAAGAAGCUGAGGAGUCUCACAACACACUACAGCAGGAUUGUGACCAAUACAGAACUGUUCUUGCUGAAACGGAAGGCAUGCUUAAACAUCUCCAAAAAAGUGUUGAAGAGGAGGAACAUACAUGGAAAGCAAAACUAGCAGCAUCAGAAGAGGAACUUCAUAAGUUACAGGCACAGAUAAGGCCUCUAGAAGAGACCAUGGAGAAAAUGAAGCUGGAACUCCAAAGCACAGAGCAGCUUAAAGAGCAUAUAUCCCUUUUGGAGAGGCAGCUAGAAAACCAGUUAGAAUCUGCAAGUUCAGAAUGUCAGAAUUACUCUAAAGAAGUUGCAGUGUUAAAGGAUCUUUUGUCAGAGUCUCAAAACCAGUUAGAAGUGGCUACAAAUGAAGUUCAGAAACAGAGCAAGGAACUGAUCUUGGUCAGGCAUCACUUAAGUGAAAUGAAGAUCCAAGUGCACGAUGGAGAAGUUCUUAUGACAGAGGCUGAUGUAGUUGAGAGGGUUCCAUCUGAGGUGAUGUCAGACCUUCAGCAGUCAAAAGCCAUACUUGUCCAUGAGGAUGCAGUGAGACAGUUGAUUGAGGAAGAGCUAAUUGUGGCUGAGAGGUCUGCAACUACCCUUGAAGCUGAACUUGAGAAGCUGAGAGCAUCUGGAGAGUUAAUAGAUUCGUUGUGUGACGAUUCUCUAAAGCCUAAGGAAGGAGAAUCUGAAGAAUUAACGGAGGGAACAUCUGUUUAAGAAAAAGAAAAGCACAAGAAAACUUCUCAACCUGCCAAAUGCCUUAAACUUAUUUUGUAGAAAUUACACAUUCCUGAUGAAUAUUUGCUCAGUAUUGUACUAUAGGACAUGACAAAAAAGUCAUUAAGGAACCAAACACAAAACAUACAGCCAUAACAUGGAAGCAGCAGCGCUUUUUUAUUUUAAUGACAUUCCAUCAUAUAAAUUCUGGCUGUGAGUUGGACAGCUCCAACUAUAUACACAUAUAUAAUUAUUUCUGUAUUAUCAGAAUACCUACCUACCUGAAUGUUCCUGUGAAAAGGGAAGACAAAUGUACUUCAAUAGUACAUUAAAAUGUGCAAUGUUAUUUUUGAGUUGAGAGGAGAUGUGAACAUUAGGUACUUGGUUGUAAUAGAGAACCUCUACAUAAUAAUGUAGACUGUUCUCAAUUUACUUGUGAAUGUUGCAAUCCUUAAUUCCAAUAAACUUACAUUUAACCACGUC
This is a messenger RNA of Protopterus annectens (West African lungfish), 3896 nucleotides long. It is a transcript of the gene RRBP1, whose product is annotated as ribosome binding protein 1. Gene Ontology annotation, biological process: protein transport. Gene Ontology annotation, cellular component: endoplasmic reticulum membrane. The record is from RefSeq and is a predicted model, not a curated record. Lineage: Eukaryota; Metazoa; Chordata; Ceratodontiformes; Protopteridae.